UGUACUAGGAGUCGUCAUUUAUUCUGCAGGCUUGAGGUAAGGGCAUGUUGGGCAGCCGUGGACACUACCAACGUCAGCUUCAGAGGGGUGGUCUUACUUAUACGCUCGGGUAAAUGUAAACACACAGACUGCACAAUUUUAGCACAGUCGAUGCAGCGCGUUUGAAAAUUGAGGGAGAGAGGUACAGUUUAGCAGACGUGUUUCCGGCCCAUUCCUUUGCUUUUUGUCACCCCUCCUACACAAGCUUGGGAAAUUCCCUCCACAUGUAUAGUGGUUUGUGAGUUUUGGGGAGCACGAUGGGGUUGAGUUCGCGGCUCGGCAUAAUGUGCUAGAUUGGCGAGCACGGGAAAGAUUCAAAGCAGGAGUUACAUUGGACGUGUGUUUGGAAAUACUUCAGGACCAAGAAGACUUUGACAUCAGGACUCUUGUGUUUUGUGUGCUCUGAGUGUGUGUCGAUCCAAGAGAAACUGUUGCUUUGAAACUUUCGUGGGUGAGCUUGAGUUUCUCUGGUCACAGAGGGGGAUCGUCUGUGUGUGUUUAUGUAUGUGUGUCGGAGUUAUCUGAUCCCAUCAUAAGUGGGAGGUGCUCAGGGGCGGAGCUCCAGCGAGGGGCAGAAAUCUACAGGCUGCAGCCUCUCAAACAUGAACAAACUGUCUUUCCACAAUAACAAGAUGAUGCAGGACCGUCGGUGUGUGUGCGUGUUCCUCCCGAAUGAUGAAACGCUCAACGUCAUUGUCAGUGUUAAGACUGUGUGUCAGGAGUUGUUGAUGCAGGUGUGUGAUCUACUCAGGUUGAAGGACUGUCAUCUGUUCGGUCUCAGUGUUAUUCAGAAUAAUGAACACAUAUACAUGGAACUGGGACAAAAACUGUCUAAAUAUUGUCCAAAAGAAUGGAAACGCGAGGCUAGCAAGGGAAUUGAUCAAUUUGGGCCUCCUAUGAUUGUUCACUUUAGAGCACAGUAUUACGUGGAAAAUGGCAGACUUAUUAGUGAUCGGGUGGCGCGCUAUUAUUACUAUUGGCAUCUGCGGAAGCAGGUCCUGCAGUCUCAGUGCAUCCAGAGAGAGGAGGCUUAUUUCCUGCUUGCUGCAUCCGCGCUGCAGGCCGACCUGGGGAACUUCAAACGCAACAAACACUUUGGUUCCUAUUUCCAGCCGGAAGCUUAUUUUCCCUCUUGGGUGAUUGCGAAGAGAGGAUGUGACUAUAUUCUCCGUCACAUUCCAAACAUGCACAAAGAGCAGUUCGCACUCACUGCAUCAGAAGCCCAGAUGAAGUACAUUAAAGAAGCAGCGCUCCUGGACGAUGUGGCUGUUCAUUAUUAUCGUCUUUACAAGGAUAAAAAGGAACUGGAAGCCUCUUUAACUCUGGGACUCACCUUACGUGGAAUUCAGGUUUUUCAGAAUGUGGGAACCGUCAGGCAGCUCUUGUAUGAUUUCCCCUGGACCAACGUGGGAAAACUGGUGUUCGUGGGAAAGAGGUUUGAGAUUCUUCCUGAUGGUUUGCCCUCUGCGAGGAAGCUCAUCUAUUACACAGGCUGUCCUCUGAGGUCCCGACACCUCCUACAGCUGCUCAGCAACAGCCAUAGACUGUUCAUGAACCUACAACCUGUGCUGAAACAGGUUCGACGUCUGGAGGAAAAUGAAGAAAAGAAGCAGUACAGGGAGUCAUACAUCAGUGACGCACUGGAGGUGGACAUGGAUCAUUUAGAUCAGCGUUCGCGGGCCAGCGGCAGCAGCGUGGGCAGCACGUCACGUCCCAAUCCCUUUUCACGACACUCCAGCACGAGUCACGGCAGCUCCCGGACAUCUGGGGUCGACACAGAUAGUUUUCGUACUCCUACAAACACUGCCCACAGACCACUGAGAACGCACUCGUCCUCCAACACCAGCCACGCCAGUACACACACGUCCGGUAUUGAGAGCAGCAGCAAGGAGCACUGCUUGGAUGAAGAUGAGAUUGAGAUGUUGGUUGAUGAUCCGAAAAGCUGUGAAGAUCUUGAUGAAUUAGAUCUUAACCAGGAGCUGUGUAUCCACAUCACAGAAGAAAUGCUGACAUCAGCACAGAACAACGGCUGCUCCGGGUUAGUGGUGAAGGAAGUCAGUUCCUCCACAUCCAGCUCAUCAGAGACAGUCGUGCGAAUGAGAGGCCAGAGCAUCGAAUGUCUCCCCCAGACGGCGAUGGGCAGGAAGGGGCAGAGCUCCACAGAUCGACACAGCCAGUCACUGGAUGAUGUUCGUCUCUUCCAGAGAAACUGUCAGGAGUGGGCGGAGCUUUGUCAGGACACCGCACACAGUUAUACGUUCGGCUGCGAACCGGACCUGGGGGAGGCCAGCAGCAAGUACCAAGGACUUGCGGACCAGUGUGCUGGUAUCCGGAAUAACCAGCAUGUGUUUGGCAUCAAGAGAACCAGCAAGUAUUUCUCUCUGGAUCUUGACAGGGAGGAUCUGACCGUAGGGCACCUGAACAGUGAAGCAGAGCCUGAGUUUGUGGUGUGAUGCAGAGGAUUGAAAAGAGCCCCAGAACAAAUCAAGAAUUACGGGAUGCUAUUGUUACAAGAGUAGUUCUCCAACAAUGAAAGUUGUGUCAUCAUUUACUCACACUCGUGUCAUUUGAAAUCAAUAGAAAGUGAUUUUCUUUCAGCUGUAAGCUAUUUAGGUUUAUUUAUGUUAUGUAGCUGUCGAAAAGGGCUGUCAGUGGUUCAUAUGACUUCUGUGCUAAGUCUUUUGAAGUCAUUCGAUAGCUUUGUGUGAAAAUAGACUGAAAAAUCGAAUAUUUAUUUGCAGAAAAUGUAUUUCAUGCAUUUGGAAAUUCACGUAAGAUUUGAAUCCAUUCACUACCGCUGUAUAGAAAGAGCAUUCUUCUAAAUCUGAUUUUGCGUUCUGUUGUAGAAAGAAAACCAUACAGCUUUUGGAAAGACACAUAAUAAUGUUGUGAGUAAAUGAUAUCAGAAUUUACAUGAUUCCUUGAACUAUUCCAAAAAAGUCAUUAGCGUGUGUGCGUGAGUGUCUGAAGAACUGCACCAUCUUAAUGCCAAAAAUACUAAAAUCAAGAAGCUGCAUUACCAAAGCAUUCAGAGGUGUGUGUGUGUGUGUGUGUCGGUGCUGGCUUCCCUAACCCAUAGUGCCUUAAAACACUACGCAGGUUCUCAAACUAAAGUUUCUGCACUCUCGGUUUACUCCAUUCAUUAAACCAUCCACCCUCGUUUCCAAGGAGCACCCCACUCCUGUCUCCAAGAAUAACACUAAACCUUAUGAGCUUUUGGGGAUUGUGGGAGCUGAAUCAUGUUAGCAUUAUAAUCGGAGGGCAAGAGACGGGGCGUGCUGAUGCGUUGGAGGAACGGCCGAUGGUAUUUUUGGCCAGUGUGGCUUUUGUACACAGCCAAUACUGGAGCUGCUCAAGGGGUAAAGAAACUGUCUUCCAUCAGAACUGUUUCUUCAGACUUUCUCCAACUGGAACUUGUGUGCGGAGCGUAGUUAUUUCUUUAUGACGUUUUCUAAAGAAUGACUGCUGUGGAUUUUUAUGGUGUGUUGCCUGUCAGUAUUAAGCUGUUAUGGGAGACAGUAUUAGAAACCUUAUGUAAAGGUUAUGCGAUGCAUUUCUUCCAUCUAAAUGAGUGUGUGUACACGUUCAAAGGAAGGUCAACAUAAAUAUUAAUGAAGCAUAUCUUAUUUGAGCGUAAUGUGUAUAGAUGAUGCAGUGUAGAUCAGUGCAGAGCACUGUAUUACAAGGGAACCCAUUUUUGUCCAAAUAAAAGCUUCUUUCUUUUCAGGUUUGCUGUUUGGAGGUCUUAAGAGAAACGGCACUUUAUAGUUCAUGUGCGACUAACGGAGACACAAGUAUUACAUCUUUUUAUUCCCCACAAACUUUAAUUUCUUUUCCCUGAACUCCCUUUGAGACAGCAGUGAUAAACAAAUUUUCACAUUUUGGUCAGUUAUAUAGCUGUCUUAAAAUAUUUUUCACCCCACAUGAUUAAUGGAAAGUUUGAGUGUUUUGGAGUUAAAAUCAGAUUUUAUGGUGAUGUUAGUCAUGAAUCAGUUCUGUGUGAAAAUGAAAGCCUAUCAUACAUGGACCCCAUGUUAUGUUUGCAGCUAGACGUUGUCCUUUCUGUGAAAGGAAUUCCCUACAUGACAAUGAAAUGAGAUUUUCCCUGAUGGUUUGAAGACCCGUAUAAAUCUGUUCCCACAUUGAAAUGUAUUCUGUGCCUUGCAGGUGCCAAAGUCCUCAAAUGUUUGCAAUAAAAGGUACCUUCAUUUGUAACUUCUGCA
This is a messenger RNA of Triplophysa dalaica, 4262 nucleotides long. It is a transcript of the gene frmd6, whose product is annotated as FERM domain containing 6. The transcript is spliced from 14 exons. The record is from RefSeq and is a predicted model, not a curated record. Lineage: Eukaryota; Metazoa; Chordata; Actinopteri; Cypriniformes; Nemacheilidae. Gene Ontology annotation, cellular component: cytoplasmic side of apical plasma membrane; cytoskeleton. The coding region runs from base 642 to 2492 and encodes 616 amino acids. Gene Ontology annotation, biological process: positive regulation of hippo signaling.